AUGGUGGGACCAAGUUCUUCAGGUGGAGAUUUACGAACUCCACAAUUUGAUGGUGCAAACUAUGAUUUUUGGGCUGUCAAAAUGGAGACCAUCCUCAUAGCACAUGAUCUAUGGGAUGUAGUUGAGGUCGGAGUACAACCUCAGCCAGUUCUUGAGGAGGAAGAAACUCUGGAGGUGAAGGAAGUGAGGCUGAGCAAGUUCCAAAUUGAAAAGACUGCAAAAGAAGCUUGGGAUACUCUGAGAAGAGAGUUCAGAGGAGAUAAAAAGAUAAGAGCAGUAAAACUUCAAGCAGUUAGAGCAGAUUUUGAGUAUAUGAGAAUGACUGAUGGUGAAAGCUUUGAUAGUAAUUUGGCUAGAUUUUUUGGAACUGUGAAUAAUCUGAAAUCUCUUGAGUUGAAGAGGUCAUUGCAUCUGUCAAAGUCUAUGAUAAAAAGGGAGGGCUUGCAAGAUGAAAGAGAUAAAUUGGCUGGGACUAAGAGAGCUUUCAGUAGCCUCAAGGUUGGAAAUAACCAAGUCCAUGGUACUCAUAAGGGCUCACAAAGUAGACCAAAUCAAAAGUGGAAGGGACAAGACAAAAGGGGAUCAAAUUGGUCUCAAAAUGGAAGCUUGAACAACAAUAAUGGCUCAAGCUGGAAUAAUAGUGCUGGAGGAAAUUGGAACAAUAGCUUCAAUUCACAAAACAAGCAAGGUAGUAUCAGUCAAGGAAGUGUGAAACCACAGUGCCAAGUAUGUCAGAAGUAUCAUUUUGGUGUGUGCAGGAACAAAGGACCUAGAUGUGGAAAAUGCAAUAGGUUUGUUCAUACUGCAAAGGACUGUGAAGGUCAUAGUCACAAACAAGUAGCCAACUAUGCAAAGGAAGAAGAAGUAACCACAAGAACUAUGUUCUAUGCUUGUCACUCUGCAAGUUUGCAAGAUAAAAGUGUAUGGUUUGCGGACAGCGCCUGCAGAAACCACAUGACCUCUCAAGAGUCUGUGUUACUAAAUAUUGAUAGGACCGUGACUUGCAAAGUUAAAAUGGGCACUGGAGAUCUUGUACAAGCAACUGGAAAAGGCACUCUAGUGGUUGAAACUAAGCAUGGGAGAAGGUAUAUACAUGAAGUGUUGCUUGUUCCGGGCCUGGAUGAGAAUCUAUUGAGUGUAGGCCAAAUGAUGGAGCAUGGUUACUAUGUCCUAUUUGGGGGUAACAUGGUAGUUAUCUUUGUUGAUGGCAGCCUCAACAAUGUUGUAGCAAAAGUGGUCAUGGAAGGAAAUCGAUGUUUCCCUCUCUCACUAGAAUCUAUGACACCUGCAGCAACGAAGGCAUCAGUGAUUGAAGACUCUUGGAUCUGGCAUAGAAGACUUGGACAUUUGAAUUUUGUUAGCAUGAAAAAGAUGCAGCGGAUGGAAAUGGUGACUGGACUACCUGAGUUCCUCCACUCCAAUGAGUACUCAAACUGGAUCGAAUGCAGGGGUUUCCUAUUGCAUCCUUCUUCGCAAAAAUUCAAAGCCUUUGUUGAAUUGCAAAGUGGAUUUAGUUUGAAAAAGCUAAGGAGUGAUAGAGGUGGUGAAUAUACCUCACAUGAAUUUCAAGAUUUUUGUGCAAGCAUGGGAAUGGAGAGGCAACUAACCAUUGCCUACUCUCCUCAGCAAAAUGGAGUUGCUGAGAGGAGAAAUAGAACAAUCUGUGAGAUGGCAAGAUCCAUGAUGACAGAGAAAGGAAUUCCAGUGAAUUUUUGGGCAGAAGCUAAAUUUGAUGACAAGGCUAGAAAGGGAGUCUUUAUGGGGUAUGGAAGCUGUGAAAAGGGUUAUAGAGUGUAUGACCUGCAAUCUAAGAAGAUUGUGCUCUCAAGGAGUUUUGAUAAUGGUGGAAGCUCUCACUCAAACACAAAUGUUGAUGUUUCAUAUGGAAAUAACAGUCAAGCUUUUACACCUAGCUCUACUCCAGUGAAGUUGAGAACUCUGGAAGAUAUAUAUGCGAGAUGUCACAUGUGUAUCAUAGAACCAGAGAACUAUCAAGAAGCAGCUGGUGAUUUAGCUUGGCAAGAAGCUAUGAAUGUAGAGUUGGAAAUGAUAGAGAAAAACAAUACUUGGGAAUUGAAACACAAAGCUAGGCUUGUAGCAAAAGGGUAUGCACAGAAACCAGGGAUUGACUACAAUGAAACCUUCGCACCAGUGGCAAGGUUAGAUACAAUUCGAACUCUUAUUGCACUUGCAGCACAAAAGGGUUGGAAACUAUUUCAGCUUGAUGUUAAGUUAGCAUUCCUAAAUGAUGUGCUCGAUAAGGAAGUAUAUGUAGAACAGCCCGAAGGUUUUGAACUGAAAAAUGCGGGUCACAAGGUUUACAAGUUAAGAAAAGCCUUGUAUGGAUUUAAGCAGGCUCCUAGAGCCUAUGAGAGGAUGCUUACUGGAUUUAAAAGGGAGAAGAUGCAGAGAUAUGAAAUGUCAGAUCUUGGACUCCUUCAUCACUUCUUGGGCAUGGGAAUACCACAAACUGAUCAAGGGGUUUUCAUUCAUCAAAGCAAGUAUGCCAAAUCCUUGCUUGUGAAGUUUGGGCUUGAAGACUGCAAACCAGUAUCCAUUUCAUUGCCUACUGGUAAGAGACUCAAGAAAGUGGAUGGGAGUGAGUUAGCUGAUGAAGGACUCUACAGGAAAAUAGUAGGAAGUCUACUGUACUUAACAGGAACAAGACCUGAUUUAAUGUAUGCUGCCAGUUUGCUGUCAAGGUUUAUGACUAGUCCUACAAAGAAGCAUAUGGGAGUUGCAAGAAGGAUUGGGCAGGCAGUGAGGAUCAGAAGCACAUCUGGCUAUGCAUUUAGCUUUGGAAGGGGAGCAUUCUCUUGGGCCUCUGUGAAACAAAACACAGUGGCACUAUCAACAGCUGAAGCUGAGUAUGUCUCAGCAGCUGAGGCAACAACACAGGCUAUUUGGUUAAGGUUUGUUCUUGAUGAUUUUGGUGAAAUGCAAACUGAGGCAACACCUCUGUUUUGUGACAAUAUGUUAGCAAUUUCGAUGGCCAAGAACCCAGUGUUUCAUCAAAGAACUAGGCACAUAAACAGAAGGUAUCAUUUCAUAAGAGAAGCUUUGCAACAAGGUGUGAUCAACAUGCAAUUCCGCAGAAGUGAAGAAUAG
Prunus persica (peach) is the source of this 3108-nucleotide messenger RNA. RefSeq lists its product as uncharacterized. NCBI's taxonomy places the organism in Eukaryota, Viridiplantae, Streptophyta, Magnoliopsida, Rosales, Rosaceae. The record is from RefSeq and is a predicted model, not a curated record. The transcript has 9 exons. Gene Ontology annotation, molecular function: nucleic acid binding. Bases 1 to 3108 code for a protein of 1035 amino acids. Gene Ontology annotation, biological process: DNA integration.